UUUCUCUCAAAAAAAAUAUUACAGCAGAUGAGAUGGAGCUGAAAAAAAAAUUAUAGCCAUACUUAAGGCUACUAUUAUAAGACCUCUACUAAUACUACUACAUACUACACAACAAUGGCUAAGAGUUCCAAAUCGAGACCAGAUAAGGUGAGGAGCAAAAAGACCGAGUCCCGAAAGAGAAGUCACGAGGAGUCUGAAUCAGAAGAAGAAGAAGUCAACAACGAGAAGUUGGUAGAAGAAUUAGAUGAUGAGUUUGCAGAAGUAGCCGAAUUAUUAGGGGCAGAUGUUGAAGAUAUUGAAGAAGAAAAGCCUAAGAAUAAGAAGAAGAAGUCACAUGAUGAUGAACUAGCACAUAUAGGUAAACUGAAAGUUGUAGAACAACCAGUAAAUCCAGAAGACGCAAAUCAAGAAUCUGUAGAUAAUGAAUUAUUUGAAGAAGCUGGAUUAUCUGAACCAACUUUAAAGGCCAUUAAAGAUAUGGGAUUUAGUAAGAUGACUAAAGUACAAGCCAAAACCAUUCCUCCAUUAUUGGCUGGUAGAGAUGUCUUAGGAGCUGCCAAAACUGGAUCUGGUAAGACAUUGGCCUUUUUAAUUCCAGCUAUAGAAAUGUUAUAUUCAUUAAAAUUUAAACCUAGAAAUGGUACCGGAGUUAUAGUAGUAUCACCAACCAGAGAAUUGGCUUUACAAAUCUUUGGUGUUGCCCGUGAAUUAAUGGCUCAUCAUACUCAAACUUUUGGUAUUGUUAUAGGAGGUGCUAAUAGAAGACAAGAAGCUGAAAAAUUAGCUAAAGGAGUUAAUUUAUUAAUUGCAACUCCAGGUAGAUUAUUAGAUCAUUUACAAAAUACUCAAGGAUUUGUAUUUAAGAAUUUAAAAGCAUUAGUCAUUGAUGAAGCUGAUAGAAUCUUAGAAAUUGGAUUUGAAGAUGAAAUGAAACAAAUCAUUAAGAUCUUACCUAAUGAAGAAAGACAAUCAAUGUUAUUUUCAGCCACUCAAACAACUAAAGUUGAAGAUUUAGCUAGAAUCUCAUUAAGACCAGGUCCAUUAUAUAUUAACGUUGUACCAGAAUCUGAAGUAUCCACAGCUGAUGGAUUAGAACAAGGGUAUGUUGUAUGUGAAUCAGAUAAAAGAUUCUUAUUAUUAUUUUCAUUUCUUAAGAGAAACAUUAAAAAGAAAAUUAUUGUAUUCCUUUCAUCAUGUAACUGUGUUAAAUACUUUGGAGAAUUAUUAAAUUAUAUUGAUUUACCAGUUUUAGAUUUACAUGGUAAACAAAAGCAACAAAAGAGAACCAAUACAUUUUUUGAAUUUUGUAAUGCUAAACAAGGUAUAUUAAUUUGUACUGAUGUUGCUGCUAGAGGUUUAGAUAUUCCUGCUGUUGAUUGGAUUAUUCAAUUCGAUCCACCUGAUGAUCCAAGAGAUUAUAUUCAUAGAGUUGGUAGAACUGCUAGAGGUACUCAAGGUAAGGGUAAAUCAUUAAUGUUCUUAACUCCUACUGAAUUAGGAUUCUUAAGAUAUUUAAAAGCUGCUAAUGUUCCAUUAAAUGAAUAUGAAUUUCCAACUAAUAAGAUUGCUAAUGUUCAAGCUCAAUUAUCGAAAUUAAUUAAGAGUAAUUACUGGCUUCAUCAAUCUGCUAAAGAUGGUUAUCGUUCAUAUUUACAAGCUUAUGCAUCUCAUCAUUUGAAAACUGUCUAUCAAAUUGAUAAAUUAGAUUUAGUUAAAGUUGCUAAAUCUUUUGGAUUCGAUGUACCACCUAAAGUUAAUAUUAGUAUUGGAUCUAGUGGUAAGGCUAUAGAUAAGAAGCAUAAGAAACAUAAAAAGAGUAAUUAAUUAAUUAUUUAUUUUAGUUAGUUAGAAUACUAAGUAGACGACAAUAGUGCAACAGUGUGUAAUAUAGGCAUAGUUUUUUUUUUUGCGACUUUUCCAU
Scheffersomyces amazonensis is the source of this 1921-nucleotide messenger RNA. RefSeq names its product ATP-dependent RNA helicase (gene HAS1). Gene Ontology annotation, biological process: maturation of LSU-rRNA from tricistronic rRNA transcript (SSU-rRNA, 5.8S rRNA, LSU-rRNA). The record is from RefSeq and is a predicted model, not a curated record. The transcript has a single exon. Gene Ontology annotation, molecular function: nucleic acid binding; RNA helicase activity; ATP binding. Gene Ontology annotation, cellular component: nucleolus. The coding region runs from base 115 to 1824 and encodes 569 amino acids. NCBI's taxonomy places the organism in Eukaryota, Fungi, Ascomycota, Pichiomycetes, Serinales, Debaryomycetaceae.